AUGAAGUAAAAUAGACACAGUCAUUAAUUUAAGCAUAAUGUUCUUUAAAAAGAAUCUAUUCAAAUUAAAACUGAAACCUUAUAAAAAUAUUUUGAUAUAAUAGUUCCACUUAAUGAAAAUAAUGCAUUUAUUUAUUUUGAAGAUGGAUCUUAUGAGGUUUUUGAUUUAUCAUCUAAAUAAAUUAUUGGCAAAGGAUAAAUUGUUACUGAUAUAAAAAGCUUCAUUCAAAUAUAUCCAGAGUAACAUUUAUAAUAAUAAAUAGAACUUUAUGUUUUCUUGAUCCUGAAGAUAUGAAAGUUAAAUUACUUGAUCUUAAAAGUCAUAAAGAAAAUCCUUCAUUUGUUUUUGCCUCUAGUAAGGUGAUUAAUUAAAAUAGCGAAAAACAAUACAAAGAAACAUUUGCAAAUUGUAAUAAUCAACAUUAAUAAUAGAAUUUCAAAUUAUGAUCUUAGAUAGAGAAAAAGAUAAGAUUCAGUAUUUAAUAACAUAAGAUUUAGAAAAAUAAUAUUCUAAUAAUAAUACCUGUCACUUCGUUAUUAGAGCUAUACCUCAAAAAUAUACACCUGAUACUUUAUUUGAUCUAAAUCCUAUUUUUGAAUAUGACUAUCAAAAUAAGACAGAAUAAACUAAUUUGUGUAAUUGGUAGAUUGAUGAGGAAACAGUUGUUGUUUUUGGACAAGAUGAUGAAUUUGGAAAAGAAAUUCUUUUAAUUAAACCUCAUCUUGUUGAAAAGGCAUUCUACAUCAUUCACAUCAAAGACGAAUUUUCUCAGACAUUAAUAAAUGUUACUAAUUGGAUAUUUCCUCAUCUUAUAGCUAUUUGGUAAAACAAUAAUGAUGAAAAUUCUCGACCAACCCUUUUUACUAUUGAUAUAAGAUAGUAUUAUGAUGGCUAAAAUUGGUUACCUGAACCAGACUAUAAUCCUACUAAAGUUUAUGAUUUAUUUAUUUUUAGGUCAAAGAUGAUUUUUUUGUUGGGAAUGAACCUGUUACAUUUAUGGAUAUUUAUCAAUUUUAUUUGAAUUCAUCAUAUAUCCUAUAAUUUAGAUUAGUUGGAGUAUAACCAAGAUUAUCUUUAAUUAACUAUCCCAAUUUUGAUAAUCCUGAAUUAAAUACUGAAGUAAAGUUAGAUGAAUUUUUCCAUAAACUACCAUCUAAUAAAAAUUAUUUUUUGUCAUAUGAUGAUUUAUAGUAACAUUUUUAUGAUAUUUUUAGAAUAAACAAUGGAAUUUUAAAAUUUAGUAUAUUCUACCCAGCAGAUCCAAAAUGUGAAAUAUUAAAAAUUAUUGAAAAUACAAAAUUAAUUGAUAAAUAUGGUAUCGAUAGUAUUAAAGAAUUAUUUGAAUUUUAUAAAUGA
Molecule: messenger RNA, 1356 nt
Organism: Paramecium sonneborni
Lineage: Eukaryota; Ciliophora; Oligohymenophorea; Peniculida; Parameciidae
Source: the annotation of a GenBank genome assembly